Messenger RNA from Oncorhynchus masou masou (cherry salmon), 4870 nucleotides. RefSeq names its product impact RWD domain protein (gene impact). Gene Ontology annotation, biological process: regulation of translational initiation; GCN2-mediated signaling. Gene Ontology annotation, molecular function: protein binding. The coding region runs from base 154 to 1113 and encodes 319 amino acids. The record is from RefSeq and is a predicted model, not a curated record. Lineage: Eukaryota; Metazoa; Chordata; Actinopteri; Salmoniformes; Salmonidae. Gene Ontology annotation, cellular component: cytoplasm. The transcript is spliced from 11 exons.
UCAGAGCAACAGCUGAGUUGGUGAUACAGAAUGUCAAGCAAGCCUCUUAUCGAGCUAAUUUUGUGUUGAUACUGUACGAAUAGACUGCUGUAACACUACUACUUCUAAGUAUGAACUGAAGUGUUUGUCUGCUUACUUGCUUUGGAUAAAUUAAUGGCAAACAUAGAUGUUGGGAAUGCAGGGGAUCUUCAAUCUCAAAUCGAAGAGGUCGAGGCACUUUCCUCCAUAUACGGUGACGAAUGGUGUGUUAUUGAUGAAGCAGCAAGAAUAUUUUGCAUCAAAAUAACGGAUGAUAUAGACUAUCCAAAACUGAAAGCAUGUUUACAGAUCAUUCUCCCACAUGAUUACCCGAGUGCAGCACCACCUGUCUACCAAAUAAAUGCAGCAUGGUUGCGAGGCCCUGAUAGAAAGACCCUGUCCAACAGCCUUGAGGAGCUCUAUGUGGAGAACACUGGGGAAAGCAUCCUCUACCUCUGGGUGGAGAAGGUCCGGGAGUUCCUCCUGGAGAAAUCCCAAAGCACAGACACAGUGGAGCAACCAGAGGUGAGAAAUAUGGCAACAGAGGAGGAGGAAGUGGCGGAUGAUGUAGAAAUGCCUGAUUACCGCAAUCUGAAGCUGAACAAAGAGAAUGUACACCUCUUCGAAAAUCACUCAAGUGAUGAGGAACUACCUCCUAUAAAACUGGGGGGGACGAUAACAGAAAGACGCAGCACCUUCCAACCACACUUAGCCCCUGUGGUAACACCUAGACAGGUUAGAAUGGUUCUUGACAAGCUGUUUGAAAACAAGAAGAUUGCAAGUGCCACUCACAAUAUUUAUGCAUACAGGAUAUAUUGUGAAGAAAAGCAGAGUUUCCUGCAGGACUGUGAGGAUGAUGGAGAGACCGCAGCGGGAGGACGACUGCUUCACUUACUACAGAUCCUGGAUGUGCGGAAUGUGCUGGUGGUUGUGUCUCGCUGGUAUGGAGGGAUCCUGCUGGGUCCAGACCGUUUCAAACAUAUCAACAACUCUGCCAGGAACAUCCUGGUCCAGGAGGGGUACACAUCCUCUGCGGAUGAGGCAUCCAAAGCUGGAGGGAAGAAUAAAAAGUCAAAAAGCAAGAAGACAAAGUAAAGUGAUAUACUCUGAAUGCUAGUCAUUGUCAAUGCUCUCUGUAAUAUUGUUGAAAGGUUUACAGAAACGAACAGACAUUUCUGACCUCUAUGAGGACUUCAAUCUCAAAAAGGUUUUGUUGUGCCUUAAACUGGAAAUGGGAAUUUGAUGGCAACUAUGUAAUGUUAGUGUCGAACAUUCAGGCUUAAGGGAAAGUAAGCCCAUCUCCUCAUAACCAUAAUGAAACUGAUUAUGUGAGUAAUUUAUAUUAAUUAAAAAAGGGCUGCAUACAUGACUAGGAAAAUGCAUUAAUUUGUUGUAAAUCUUAUUUUCCUUCUAAGAGCAUAGCUGUAAUUUUCAGGAAUGUCUGAAAUUAUAACCAAAAUGUCUUAAUUUCCAAAAAGUCUCUUUCUCUCACCCUCCCUUCUGUCACGCCUGUAUUUAGAUGCUUUGAUAUUUGAGUUCCGCUGUGGUUGAAUCCCCACAACUUCUGUCAUCCAAAGUACUGUUGAAUCAGUCUGAGAGUUCAGUGGACACAUCAUCUGGGUUUCACAGACAAUACAAUCUAAUUUCCAAAUUCCCUGUACAUCAUGCUGAAACAGAGACAGUUUCGCUUUCACGGCCUUGAUGUCAUUAUUACCAUGGCAACUACAGUGCCUUCGGAAAGUUUUCAGACCCAUUGACUUUUUCCACAUUGUUACGUUACAUACAGCCUUAUUCUAAAAUGGAUUUAAAAAUUAAUAAUCACACAAUACCCCAUAAAAACAAAGCAAAAACAGGUUUUGAGAAAUGUUUGCAAAUGUAUUAAAAACAGAAAUACCUUAUUUACAUAGGUAUUCAGACCCUUUUCUAUGAGACACACAGCUGUCUAUAUAAGGUCCCACAGUUGAUAGUGCAUGUAAGAAUAAAAACCAAGCCGUGAAGUCGAAGGAAUUGUCAGUAGAGCACCGAGACAGCAUUGUGUCAACUCUUGUGUCAACUCUUCCUAGAGCUGGCCGCCCAGCCAAACUGAGCAAUCGGAGGAGAAGGGCCUUGGUCAGGGAGGUGACCAAGAACCCUAUGGUCACUCUGAAAGAGCUCUAGAGUUCCUCUUGAGAUGGGGGAACCUUCCAGAAGGACAGCUGUCUCUGCAGGACUCCACCAAUCUGGCCUUUAUGGUGGACUGGCCAGAUGGAAGCCACUCCUCAGUAAAAGGCACAUGACAGACUCUCAGACCAUGUGAAACAAGAUCCUCUGGUCUGAUGAAACCAAGAUUAAACUAUUUGGUCUGAAUGCCAAGCAUCACGUCUGGAGGAAACCUGGCACCAUCCCUACUGUGAAGGAUGAUGGUGGCAGCAUCAUAGUGUGGGGGUGUUUUUCUGUGGCAAGGACUGCGAGACUAGUCAGGAUCGAGACAAAGAUGAACAGAGCUAAGUACAGAGAGAUCCUUGAUGAAAACAUGCUCAGUACCUCAGACUAGGGCAAAGGUUCACCUUCCAACAGGACAACGACCCUAAGCACACAGCCAAAUACAGGUGUGCCAAGCUUGUAGUGUCAUACCCAAGAACACUCGAGGAUGUAAUUGCUGCCAAACGUGCUUCAACAAAGUACUUAGUAAAGGGUCUGAAUACUUAUGUAAAUGUGAUUAUAAAUUAGCAAACAUUUAAAAAAAAAAAGUGUUUUAGCUUUGUCAUUAUGGGGUAUUGUGUGGGGGAAAAAUAAUUUAAUCAAUUUUAAAAUAAGGCUGUAACCUAACAAAAUGUGGAAAAAGUCAAUUGGUCUGUAGAUGUUGAAAAGAGGUGCAUCAGCGACUUGUAUGUGUGGAGGCCUAGAGAUGCUAAACGUGUUUAUGUUAAUUAACGGAAAUGACCGUGGACCGGCAGUCUUUGGCAUGACAAUAACCGGCUGAGAACAUUUCAUGACCACCACAGCCCUACUUGUGACUGUGACCCAUUCUUGCUGCCAAAAAGGUUUUGGAUAUAGAUUGGUUUUAAGCCAUCUCUUUCUCACACGCACGCACGCGCAUGCACGCGCACGCACGCCUUUCUCCCUGCUUUUGUCAUCCACUAUCACACCUGUUGAAUAUCAAUUCAACUUUUCACUGCUGCUUCUAUUCUUUAAGAUUUUUUCUCAUCUCUCCUGUCAAUAUUGUUGCUCUUCUCUGACUUUUGGUGUGUCAAUCAACCCUCGGGCUACAAGACAUUGGGUGGCCUCCAUACACAUUACAUGUAGGCCACCAUAGGAGAAGUGUUGAAGGUAGUAUGUACAUCUAACAGAUUUCAUAGGUGUAGAUUUUCAUAGGUACAUAAAAGUUCCUGACCAAAGAACAAUAUUAAUAUCACAACAUUUUCAAACACUAAGAAACAUGUAAUUAUCUCAGAGGCUCAUUUUUGUACAUAAUAAUAGUUUCUUCCAUUUCUCCAUCAGGGUUAUCACUUAAUAACUGUCAUUACAUCAUAUUACUAUGAUACUUAAACUGAUCGUCUCUUUUGGCUGAAUCACUGACAGCGGAAUGCACACUAGAGAGCAUAAUGGCUUUUUGCAAAAACCUAGUGAUCCGAAAAUGAUUUUCAAAUACAGUGUUCCAUCCACACACACAAUUGUGGUGUGUACUGUGUACAUGCUAAUGUGUUUCCUGUUUGACUAAGUGCCUUCUAGGAGAACAGAGAUUCUUCUUGUGGGUGAUGGUGUUUGCCUGAGUGAAGCCUACUUCCAAGGCCUUCAGUAGCAAGAACAUUAUUAUUCUCAGGGUAUAGAUCGUUUUCAUCUCCUGACUCAAAAGGAAAUUAUUAUAAGAGUGGACCUUUAAAUGAACUGACAGUACACAUUACUGUCAGUUUUACAAUACAUACAUAUGUUUGAGUGUAUUUCUUACUAAUAGGAUGUUUGAGUGUAUGUCUCCCAUAGCACACACACACGUAAACACACCACCUGGUUGAUGGACUGCUGAAUCAUAUAACAUUGGAUGGUCAAUUGUAAUAGUCAAGUCAUAUUGACAAAGUUGUUGUGAAGAUGCGGAGGGGCAUGUCUGUUAUAAAAAAGAUGCUUUGUGUAUUUUACACAAAUCAACUGUACUAGUUGUUAAGGCUCUGUUCUUGCCCUAAUUUUGAUUACUGUCUGGUAAUAUGGUACAGAGCAGCAAAGAAAGACCUAGCAAAGCUGCAGCUGGCUCAAACAGAGCAGCACACACAGAACUAACAUCAACAACAAGCAUGCCAGUCUUUCCUGGUUGAGGGUUGACGAGAGGAACUGCUUCUCUUCUAGUUUUUAUGAGAAGUAUUACUGUGAGGAAAAAUCCAGAUUGUCUGCAUAAUGAAAUAACAUUCAGCUCAGACACCCAUACAUAUGCCACCAGGGAUUUCUUCACAGUCCCCAAGUCCAAAACGAAUUCACUGCAAACCACAGUAUUUUACAGAGCAAUGAUGCCAUGGAACUCCCUUCUAUCUCCAAUUACUCAGACAAAUAGCCAAAUUACCUUUAAAAAAAUGAUUAAACAAUAUUUCAUGGAUUGACGGGGACUGUGAGGGGUUAAACACACGCAUAGCAUACACAGACACACUAACAAACGUUUUUUUUUGUCGUUGUUGUUUUGUUUGUACAUUUAUUACAUAUUUUUUCUUGUUGUAUUGCUGGUAUAUUGUUGUAUUUUAAGUUAGUGUGACUGUCCUUAUCUAUCAGUGAAUCUGUGUUUUGUUCCAUGUCCUGUUUUGUGUUUUUUGUGGACACCAGGAAGAAUAGCUGCUACUGCGGCAAAAGCUAAUAGGGAUCUGAAUAAACCAAUAAACCAAUAGUAGUAACA